AUGGAAAGUACAUGUUCUGAAAGAUUUUUAUCCACAUUGUCAGAUGAAACUGAAUGCUACCUAUAUCCAAAGCGAAUGAAAAUAGAAAGUAAUCAAAAAAGCACAGAGAAAGAGGAGCAGCAAAAGCUAGAAGAAAGCAUACACUGUGUGAACGGAUAUCAAACAUCACCACAUGAACCUGUAUAUUUAUCAGAAAGACAAACCAGCUGGGCAUUAGAAAAGCAAAGUUGUGACCCAGCAAGAAAACUGUGUAUGAGAGAGUUUUUCCAUUUUCAAACUUGUAGUAACGAAAGAUUACCAUAUAGAGUAUCAGAAAGUAAACUGUCCACCAAAAAAUGGAGUACUGAAAAUGAAGACCAAAAUACUGUAGAAAAUGACAAUUCAUUGAAUGUACAUGAACAGGCUCUUGAAACACAGUCGCCCAGUAUGUGGGGUGCUGAUAACAUGUGCAAAAAUCUACAGGUACUAAAUCCACCCCAAGCACAGCAGAACAACAAUAUAGAACAAAAUACUAAACGAAAUAGUGGUAAUGAGCUCAAACAAAAUUCUUCAGUUACUCCCUGGAACAGAGACUUGUUUCAGAUGGAAUUGUUAAGUCAUAAGUCUGUCUCUGAUAAAAAGUGGAAACAAUACCAGCUUUUGCAAAUUCCAUUUUUAUGUGGUACGAGUUCUGUGUUUUCACAUCUAGAACAUGAGAAAAAUAAUUUUAUGAAAAAAGUACGUUCUACAGAAGAUAAAGAUUAUUUCAGUAGUGAUAAUGAAACUACUGCAGGAAGAGAUAAUAAAGAUAAAAAUAAUUCAUCAUAUAUAAUUCCAGCAUUAAAACCUUUUAAAAGUAUACAACCACUGGAAAUUCCUAAUUUUCAACUUCCUAGCAUUUCAAAUAAAAUAAAUAGUAAAAUAUCAUCAACUAACUUGAAGGAGUCAGAUUGGAAGAAUUUUAGAGAUCAGCCGUCUUUGAUGCAGUCUAAACAGAUGUAUGGUGUGCAAAAAAUGUCUGAGAUAGGGAGACGAAGAUCGCAAAAUGAUAAAAACAGUAUAAACACUUCAACUAUUGGUUCUGAACUUAAAGAAGAGAAUUGCCCAUCAAUUAGCAAACAAGAGCACAGUGCUUUGGCAGAAAGAGGAAAAGUAUCUGUAACUUAUAUAGAUGCUGAUAGAAAAGAAUGUGUUAAGUCAAAAGAGUUGCAAAUAAAUUCUGAUAAUUUUCUUUCUAAAAAAUCAUUUUCUCUUUUUGACACAUAUGAAAAAAUUCCCCUUACCACUGAUUCUGAAGACUUUGACCAGAUCCCAAUUGCUAAAGAAACAGUGCAGUUUUCUUUACAAGGGCAUACACAGACAAAUAAGGCAGUCAGUUUAGAGCCAGCAACUUUGAAACAACAUCUUGAGUAUGUAAAAGAACAGGAAGAGAUAAGUGAUGAACAAAUGCAUGAAACUAAUGAAAGUCAAUGUGAGACUGUAAUGAAUGACUUGAUUAUGUCAUAUUCAGAAGAUGAAUCUAAAACAUUCAUUGCUGCAGAAGAGAAAUUAAAAAUGCAUUUAUCUGUAAUGAACAAUGGAUGUCUUGAAGAUGUAAAAGAUAAGUAUUUACCUUUAGGAAAUAAAAUCACAUAUGAAUUUGAACUGAAGAGAAAAUUUGAUUUAGUGCUAGAAGAGCUACGUAUGUUUCAUGAAAUUAGCAAGGGAAAUGAAAACAAUUUAUCUAGUUUGGAAACAAACUUACAAAACAAUUAUUGUGAAUUAAAUAAUUCUAAGGGGACAGAUGAAAAUGUGACAAGUGUUUCUCAAAAGAAAAUAUGUGUUUCUUCCCCAAUCUGUGGUGCUAUAGAAGGGCAAAACAUAACUGACAGUAAUGAAAGUUCAUUAAAUGAAAACAUAACAAAUGAAAAUAAAGACCAAAAAGUAUCUAAGGAAUACUGUAUUUCAAGACUGUCAAGUGAAGAAUUGCUGCAUUCACCUAUCACAGAAGGCAAUUUUGAUGCAGCUUAUAAAAAGCCAUACACGUGGGACCCUGCUUUUUUAUCCUGCAGACUUCUUAAGGAACAAAAUUAUAAUUUACACAAAGAGGGAGGAUACUUUCUGUCACAUGAAGUUAUAAGAGUACAGCCUCUUAAAACGUGCAAGGGCCCCAUCAGGAUUGGGCUGUCAAGAAAAGCUCGUCCCAAACAGCUUCAUCCUUAUCUGAAAUGA
This is a messenger RNA of Charadrius vociferus (killdeer), 2190 nucleotides long. It is a transcript of the gene RAD51AP2, whose product is annotated as RAD51 associated protein 2. The coding region runs from base 1 to 2190 and encodes 729 amino acids. Lineage: Eukaryota; Metazoa; Chordata; Aves; Charadriiformes; Charadriidae. The transcript has 5 exons. The record is from RefSeq and is a predicted model, not a curated record.